Oncorhynchus kisutch (coho salmon) is the source of this 2323-nucleotide messenger RNA. RefSeq names its product napsin A aspartic peptidase (gene napsa). Gene Ontology annotation, cellular component: lysosome. Gene Ontology annotation, molecular function: aspartic-type endopeptidase activity. The transcript has 9 exons. Lineage: Eukaryota; Metazoa; Chordata; Actinopteri; Salmoniformes; Salmonidae. Gene Ontology annotation, biological process: proteolysis. The coding region runs from base 382 to 1626 and encodes 414 amino acids. The record is from RefSeq and is a predicted model, not a curated record.
CGGUACCCAAGGUGGUGCACGUUUUGUUUUUUGCCCUAGAACUACACACCUGAUUUAAAUAAUCACCAAUCUUUUAUCAUUUCAAUCAACUGUGUAGUGUUAAAGAAAGAAAAAAAGGUGCAUUCUAGACGUCCAAAUGAUACCUGCUUGCAGUGACCAAUUUAAAACGAUGGACAUUAUUCAAGCCAAUAAAACCGUCUAAUGUAUGUGCUCUCUCCAAUCAGGAUUGGACCGAGUGAAGAAAAGCGAGUGUGUACGGAAACGACCGAAAGGCAUAAUGAUAUAACUGGGUUUAGUGCGUAGAUUUGAUAGUGCUCGGUCUUCUGUGGACGGACGGGUUGGCCAGACAAGAUUGUCUAAAGUGAAAGAAAAAACAACUGGAUGAUGAGUUAUCAAAGACAGAAUAUGAAGUGCCUUAAAAUAUUGUCUAUAACCGUCGCGCUGUUGAUAGCGCACAGCGCUGCUAUUAUAAGAAUUCCCCUCCACAAGACGCGCAGUAUGCGCCGCCUAAUGCACGACAAUGGGAUGAGUUUUGAACAACUCCAGGACAUGGCCAAGACCGUUGGUGGUGCAGGAGUUGACACACCAACACCCUUACCAGCAACCACUCAGAGCCCGAAAGUGCCAGUUGAGAGACUCACUAACUUCAUGGAUGCUCAGUACUAUGGGGUGAUCAGCAUAGGCACACCACCCCAGGACUUUACUGUGCUGUUUGACACCGGCUCCUCCAACCUGUGGGUGCCCUCCAUUCACUGCUCCUUCCUGGAUGUUGCAUGCUGGCUCCACCAUCGUUAUAACUCUAAGAAGUCGAGCACGUACGUUCAGAAUGGCACCCAAUUCUCCAUCCAGUAUGGCAGAGGCAGCUUGUCUGGGUUCAUCAGUGGGGACACUGUCUCUUUGGCUGGCAUGCAGGUCACUGGUCAACAGUUUGGUGAGGCUGUGAAGCAACCUGGCAUCACAUUUGCAGUGGCACGCUUUGACGGGGUGCUGGGCAUGGGCUACCCUACCAUAUCUGUCGACAAAAUAACCCCUGUGUUUGACACUGCCAUGGCUGCCAAGCUGUUGCCUCAGAACAUAUUUUCCUUCUAUAUUAGCAGGGAGCCAUUUGCUGCUGUAGGAGGAGAGCUGAUGCUGGGAGGCACAGACCCACUGUACUACACUGGAGACCUGCACUAUGUCAAUGUCACACGCAAGGCCUAUUGGCAGAUUGAGAUGAGCAGUGUGGAAGUGGGAAACCAGCUGACGUUGUGCAAGGCCGGUUGCCAGGCGAUUGUUGAUACGGGAACGUCCCUCAUCACCGGGCCUGCGGAGGAGGUCCGGGCGCUGCAAAAAGCCAUCGGAGCCUUGCCUCUACUGAUGGGAGAGUAUUGGAUUGACUGCAAGAAGGUUUCCUCUCUCCCCGUCAUCACAUUCAACCUGGGAGGGAAGAUGUUUAACUUGACUGGAGACGACUAUAUCAUAAUGGAGUCCCAGAUGGGUCAGAAAAUCUGUCUGUCAGGCUUCAUGGCCAUGAACAUCCCCCCUCCGGCUGGACCGUUGUGGAUCCUGGGAGAUGUGUUCAUUGGACGCUACUACAGCGUGUUUGAUAGAGAUGCAGACCGCGUGGGGUUCGCCCCUGCCAAGUAGAGGGGAGAAACCACAAACAACCCCUAGCCACUUGUGGAGAUCUGAAAGGAUUUGAUGGGUAUAAGCAAUAUAGUGGUCCUACCAAACCAAGGUGCAGCUAGUACCUAUCAAAUCCCCACAGAUCAUGCUGAAUUAUAGGAGGAAAAGCACACCACAAAUGAACAAAACUUCAAAAAAAGAAACUUGUCUUUGCCUAUUUUGCUUCUUUUUGGGGGGGGGGGGGCGAGGGGGCUGGCUAAGUUUUUUUUAAAGACUAAGUGUCACCAUGUGAGUUUGGUGAAUGAUUAAUAAAUAUUGCAGAUCAAAACUGAUAUGAGCUGCUGUAUGCAGUUCAGCUUGGUGUUUUGUAUGAAAACAAAGGAGAUACAACAGUACCACUAUCUGACAAUGCAACCACUUGUUUUUGGAAAGCAGAAGACUGAAUUCAUAUCAUUGUAGAUUAAACUCUGUUUUUGUUAAAUCAACCAGAACGUUGAUGUCCAGGGAAUUUGACCAGGGUACAGAAGUUGUAUCAAACUUUUUUUGUAAAACCAUGUCUUGUACACUUGAACUCUUUUUGUUGACCCCAAGACCAUGACGCUUCCAUUAUAGCCUAAAUAAAAUGGUCAUGCACUACAGCAUCUGAUGAUCCUAAAAUGUAUCAAAAAGAUGUGACACUGAAAAAAGUAUAUUAAAUAAAAAUCUAGUCAUUCUUGUC